AGCAGAGGAGCGCAUUUUAGAAACCCUUUUACGCGAACGCAGCGUUGUUUGUUUACAUCAGCUGAGCGGCGCCACACGGGACGCUGCGAAGGGUGCUAUAAAGAAGUAACAACGACGAUCAGUAAUUACCAAAAAUGUUAUCACAGACUUGGAGGCAUUUUAUUACUACUUCCUUGAACAAAGGUCUGCUUUGUAAUGGUGCUGUCAGUUCUCUUGGGUAUCAUAUCCGAGGGAAGAAGAGAAAGGUUCCUAAACCCCUAGAUCCCCAUCAUGCAGAUGAACUGCCAGAAGUUGAAUAUGUUGGUACAAGGAGCCAACCUGAUAAGCUAGUGUACACAUGGGGAGUGGCAAACCACGGAGCACUGGGUAGGCCAUCCUUUAUUCGUCCAGACAAGGAAAAACGUCAAUAUCGCCUUCAGUUUAUGCAGCAUCCACAUAGACUUGCAUUUGGAGAGUAUCACAAGGUCACAGAUUUAACAUGUGGUUAUGGAUUCACUGUUUUUGCCGUCAAUAAAACUCCAGAGGCUUCUUGUUUUGGAACAGGUCUCAAUACUGAUUCCCAAGUAGGUGGCCAUCAGCCGAGACGAGAUCACCCUCUGGGAAUGUUAAUAUCCCCUGCACCAAUUGAGGUCCCAGUAAGCAAAACCACUAAUGUCAUCAAGGUUGCAGCUGGUAGAGCUCACACUGUCAUGGUGACGGAUAAGGAAGGUGUCUGGACAGUAGGAAAUAAUGCAUAUGGACAGUGUGGCAGAUCUAUUAUUACUGAUGAGGAUUAUGGAAAGCAAACAAUUUACAACAGGAUAAGAAUACUAGAUCAGCUGGACAUAGCACAAGUGGAGUGUGGUCAGGAUACUAGUUUCUUUUUGACUAAAGAUGGAGUGGUUUAUUCCUGUGGCUGGGGAGCAGAUGGUCAAACAGGUCGAGGCCAUUAUGAUAAUGAGCCACAUGUGGGCCCAGUUAUUGGUGAUAUUGAAGGAGAGAAGGUGGUGAAAGUAUCCUGUAGAGCUGAUUGUGUCUUGGCUGUAAAUGAUAAAGGAGAGGUGUUCGGUUGGGGAAACUCUGAGUACCAGCAACUUAAUUCAGUGACCAAUGAAAUGCAGAUACAUACCUCUAGAAAGUUGAAGUUACCCGGUGUUGGGAAGGUGGUGGAUGUGGCAGCUUCAGGAACUAUGUGUUUAUUAUUGAAUGAGGAUGGACAGGUGUUCAGUUGGGGUUUUGGGCCUAUUGGUAAGGGACCAGAAGUAACUUAUUCAAAGACUCCAACCCAUAUACCUAGUACUUUAUUUGGGAAGAAUGAAUUAACUCCAGAUGCAAAAGUGGUUAGUGUAACCUGUGGUAUCAACAUACUAGCAGCAAUAAACAGCCAUGGAUGUCUGUUUACAUGGGGCAAGAAUCCUGGAGGAUGCUUAGGCUUAGGACACAUUAAGGAUCAGUAUUUUCCUGUGCGGGUUGCUAUUGCUGGUGAAGUUCUGAAAGUUAGCUGUGGUGUUGAUCAUAUGGCUGCUCUUGUUCGAGAAAUUAUUUAGUGUUGUACAUACUUUUUUGUUAUAUAGUUUUUUUCUUGUUAUUGUAAAUAAAAACAAAUGAAAAAAUAUCAUUUAGUCUUCCAAGGAUGCUGCCUGCAAAUACAAUCACACAGAAAAAAUGCAAAGAAAAUCUAUUAUUGUUCCUUUGAAUAUCUUUCACUAUUUAUGAAAUCAUUAAAUUAAAUUUUAAUCAUGUUAUAGCUGUUCUCCCUUUUUCAUAUGUACAGUAGUUACUCCAUAAUUAGACCUGUGAAAAAUAUUAUAUGGUACAUUCCUAUCUAAUCCCAGCUUUGCCACAAUUUGUUUUCUUUUUUUACUUUAUGUGUGGUGAUUUAAAGUGACUUAAUACCAAGAUCUUGGACCUACAGGGGGAUGUAGGGGGUGGGGGCAAUAAAAAGUAUAAAUCUUGUGUUUCAAGCAUGACCAAAUACACAUAUAUUGCAUACUACAAUAAACUGGUAACUGCAAGUCAAGGCCAUUUUUAAGUUUUUUCAACAAUCUGUUUCCUCACUGUCUUUACACCAAUAGAUAUAAAUCUAAAAUUGGCUGCUUGGUUAUAAAGUUUGCAAAGUGAUUGCAAGAAAGAUUUAAUUAUUUUGCAAUGUUGAUUUCUUGUUUGUAACUCUAGUAUGUUACAUAAAAAUACAUCAGAUUAGCAAUGCAGUACAACUUAUUGCAUGACUUUUGCUUUGCAUGAAAAAAAAUACUGAUAGGAAUAAAUCAAUGAAAAGGAUAAAAAGGUUGACCUGGUAGAAUUGGCAACUGACUUUAUUGAUAAGCACUUGUAAAGCCAUCUAUGUGUAAACAAAAACAUUAAGAAAAAAUUAAAUUGGACUUGGCAUAUCUGUCCCUAAAAUUUUAGGGAUGCUAUGAGGAAUUUAUUGAUUUGAGGAAAAAAAGUAGUGAGAGGAGACACUGGCACAGUUUUAAU
This is a messenger RNA of Penaeus vannamei (Pacific white shrimp), 2457 nucleotides long. Its product is annotated as RCC1-like G exchanging factor-like protein. Gene Ontology annotation, molecular function: guanyl-nucleotide exchange factor activity; rRNA binding. Gene Ontology annotation, biological process: positive regulation of mitochondrial translation. NCBI's taxonomy places the organism in Eukaryota, Metazoa, Arthropoda, Malacostraca, Decapoda, Penaeidae. The record is from RefSeq and is a predicted model, not a curated record. Gene Ontology annotation, cellular component: mitochondrial inner membrane.